AUGGCAGAAGAACAACAAAAUCAGCAACUAGCUCAUGCUGCACAGAACCCAAUCCUGAUGGCAAACAACAGCAUGCGUCCUAUAAGAGAAUACACAUCCCCUGUACUAUAUGAUUUCACUCCAAGAAUCGUAUAUCCGACGCCUAAUGGAACCAGGUUUGAAAUGAAAUUUGUUAUGCUCCAAAUGCUCAAGACUGCUGGGAAAUUUGGGGGUAGCCGUGGCGAAUAUCCUCAUGCCCAUAUGAAGCGUUUCCUGGAAACGUGCAAUUCCUUUGUGAUUCCUGGAAUCACACCAGAGGAAAAGUUGGUGGAAAAGUUUAUGCAGAAAUACUUCCCACCUACCACCAACGUGAGGAGGCGUCUGGAAAUAAUGAACUUUGAACAGGAAGACACUGGGACCUUGAGCGCUGCAUGGGAGCAUUUCAAGGGCUUGGUCAAGAACUGCCCGAACCACGGACUACUUUUGACUAUUCAGAUGGAAACAUUUUAUGGCAGACUAAACAGGGCAUCACAGAUGGCAGUAGACGCAGCAGCAGCCAGAGGACUGAUGGAAAAAUCCUAUACUGAAGCUAAAGAAAUAUUAGAUCGCAUUGCCAAACAUAACAUGGAGUGGGUAGAUGACACGUACGAUGGAAGAAAUGACAGGAGAAGAAGAUCUCAGAACAUUAACUCUGUUGAUGCCAAUGCGAUAGCCACACUCUCCGCUCAAGUGGCUACCUUGACCAGCCUUCUACAGAACAUAACGCUAGGUAACGCACCAAACCAGCAGAAGGUGAAUCAAGUGGAGGCAUUUGGGCAACCCAUGGUAACCUGUGUGGGAUGCGGAGAUUUUCACUCAUAUGCUCAAUGUCUUCAAAACCUUCAGUCAGUGUGUUUCAUCAAGAAUAACCCAUUUUCUAAUACUUAUAACCCGGGAUGGAGAAACCAUCCGAAUUUUUCUUGGAUAAGAGGAAAUCAACAAGAGCACCACCCAAGCGCGAGCCAUCAGCAAAGGAAUGGACCGUCGCCUGUCUUUCAACAAACGCAUCAACAACAUCAACAACCUUUCAAUAGAGGUGGCCACGCAUCAAGUUCUGGAACUCCGCUGGAAAACCUAUUGAAGGAAUACAUAUCCCAGAACGACGCAAUGCUGAAGAGCCAAGUGUCAUCAAUUAGAAACCUGGAAAUCCAGGUGGGGUAG
This is a messenger RNA of Benincasa hispida (wax gourd), 1179 nucleotides long. The record is from RefSeq and is a predicted model, not a curated record. Lineage: Eukaryota; Viridiplantae; Streptophyta; Magnoliopsida; Cucurbitales; Cucurbitaceae.